GGGGGACCUCAGUGCGAUUUGCUUCAGUUGAAUCAUUGGUUUUAAAAAUAUCUUUAUGGCUUCUUUUGAUUGGGAACCCAUAGUUAUCAAACUGUAAUGCCUUGGAUCGUGUUACACAAUGAUUUUGGCGCUAUUCCACGAAGUUUAGGAAUGGUGAAUGGUGUAAACAAUUGAUAAAGGCUACAACUUGUAUAAAAAAGCAGAAACAAGUGUAAAGAAACAUAAGCAAUACAAUGGUUCGCGAUGUGAAGUUUUAAAGAUGACAUUGUAGUUAAUCUGAAUGUACUACGAGUUACAUAAUCAGUUUUAGAUAGAAGCCGCACUUGUUCCAAAAAUAGAUUAAAGGCGCACUUUUCCCGAAUCACUAGUGUUUGUUUUGCAUGCAUUUAAUUCAAUCACGUCACAGUCGCUAAUGCAGCAAGUGUAAUUGUGACGUAAUAUUUGCUACGUCAGAUUGAUGUAGUAAGAAAUAAAUAGCGUCGCGUUUGAUAGUUCAUUGCCUACAAGCUGAGAUUCGAAUGAACAGAGCUACGUUCAGGCAGUGAUCGAAAUAUACUAGUGUUUGUUGAUAUAUCAAAAUUGAUGAGAUAUCACUGAAGAUGGAAGAUUUACUCAAGGUUUCUUUAGACCAACCUAACAAUCAGCGUAUCCAGACAGAGCCUUUCAGAGUUGCUGAGGAUGUGUUCAAAACCCAAGAUGCCUCGUGCCAAGAGACAAAGAGAGUUGUUUCAGAUGGUCAGGAUGGAGAAGGCUCGAUUUUUCAUGAUUUGCUGCAGACCUUCAGUCAAGAGGGUGAUGAUCUUGACGAAAACGUAGCUGCAGGAAACCACGAUGGCAGUUUUUCAAGGAAGGACGCCUUGAAUUCAUGCAGUGCGUCUGCUGUCUCAGAUGGAUCGACUUAUGCAGAUGCCGAUGAGUUCUACGAUUUUGGCGAAACUUCUGAUGAAGAACAAAGCUCUCCUAACAAUGCUGAGGAAACGAUUUCUGCUGAAGAUUCAGGGGAUUCCGCAGAUUACCUUCCGGCUGAUGCAUUGAAUCCGGCACUGAAAGAUGUUGAGAGCAACGAAGAAGAUGAAUGCUUGGAAGACGCUCAGAGGUAAUUUUUCUUGGUGAUAUCUUUUGAACAGUUUUGUAGAAAGGAUUCAUUGCAAACAAUUCUGCAAAAAUAUUAUCAUGUGCAUAUAUUAAUAGAUAUAUCAUAUAAGUUAAUGCUUCUUAAACUAAGGUCCAAUGC
Molecule: messenger RNA, 1234 nt
Organism: Rhopilema esculentum
Lineage: Eukaryota; Metazoa; Cnidaria; Scyphozoa; Rhizostomeae; Rhizostomatidae
Source: RefSeq, a predicted model, not a curated record